This is a messenger RNA of Xiphias gladius (swordfish), 2319 nucleotides long. RefSeq names its product SKI family transcriptional corepressor 1a (gene skor1a). The record is from RefSeq and is a predicted model, not a curated record. The transcript has 8 exons. Gene Ontology annotation, molecular function: SMAD binding; DNA-binding transcription factor activity, RNA polymerase II-specific; RNA polymerase II cis-regulatory region sequence-specific DNA binding. Gene Ontology annotation, cellular component: nucleus; transcription regulator complex. Lineage: Eukaryota; Metazoa; Chordata; Actinopteri; Istiophoriformes; Xiphiidae. Bases 1 to 2319 code for a protein of 772 amino acids. Gene Ontology annotation, biological process: negative regulation of BMP signaling pathway; negative regulation of transcription by RNA polymerase II.
AUGGAGUCGAUGCCCGGACAGCUACGAGACGCGGGACGAGACGCCAGCUCUUCCCCGAGUUUAAAGCAGGACGCACAGAGUUUCUCCAGCCCCAGCUCCCUCAAACCGAACCAAGUCAGCGAGACCUCCCUGUACGGGGUACCCAUCGUAUCUCUGGUCAUAGACGGCAAGGAGAGGCUCUGUCUGGCGCAGAUUUCGAACACCCUGCUGAAAAACUACAGCUACAACGAGAUACACAACCGGCGGGUCGCCCUGGGCAUCACCUGUGUGCAGUGCACCCCCGUGCAGCUGGAGCUCCUGCGGCGCGCCGGCGCCAUGCCCAUCUCCUCCAGGCGCUGCGGAAUGAUCACCAAACGGGAGGCCGAGAGGCUCUGCAAGUCCUUCCUCGGGGCGCAUAGCCCCCCGAAGCUACCCGAGAACUUCGCGUUCGACGUGUCUCACGAAUGCGCCUGGGGCUGCAGGGGCAGCUUCAUCCCCGCCAGAUACAACAGCUCCAGGGCAAAGUGCAUCAAGUGCAGUUUCUGCAGCAUGUAUUUCUCCCCAAAUAAGUUCAUUUUCCACUCCCAUCGCACCCCGGAGUCCAAGUAUCUUCAGCCGGACGCGGCCAACUUCAACUCGUGGAGACGCCACCUGAAACUGACGGAAAAAAAAACGUCGGACGACAUUAACCACGCGUGGGAGGAUGUAAAGGCCAUGUUCAAUGGGGGGAGUAGAAAAAGGACUCUGCCCAUGAGCGGGUCGGGGAUGUCCUCGUCGAUGAAAUCCCAGGCCUCGUCCAGCCUGGCUCAAACCACUUCCCCGGAGAUCCCUCAUAAAACUUUACGGUGCGACGAGGAUCAGGGGAGCAAUAACCUGAGCUUGGCGAGCGGCGCGCGGAGUUACCCAGUCAUUCCAGUGCCCAGCAAGAGCUUUGGCAUGCUCCAGAAAAUCCCCCCGCCUCUGUUCCCCCACCACCCCUAUGGCUUCCCCAGCUACGGCCUGUGUCAGAAAAAGAGCGACGGUGUGCCAGAUGCGAGCAAAACCAAUGUUUCUGGCGUGUUUUGGCCUGGCGCGAAGGACACCCUCUACCCGGCUUUCCCCAUGUUUUGGCCUACACCUGGCGGCCUCCCCAUGCCGCCCUACCCGGGUUCUCCGCCCAAACCUCCCCCCGAGCUGCCCGGCGUCCGGCAGGGCGAGCUCGACUUAUCGGACCAAAGCGACCGGGGCGCGAACACACCCAAAGACAACACUCACCACCCUCACCAUCAGCAGGACGGCGGAGAGCGCUGUCCAAGCUCCCAGUCCUCCUCCGCCAAGAACGACGAGGACAAAUCCGGGGACGAGACUUGCCAGAGGAAAAUCAGCUACAUUUCGGCCUUCAGACCCGUGGUCAAAGACGCAGAGACCAUCGCCAAGCUCUACGGCAGCCGGGACAGCUACGGCGUGCGCCCUGGCUACCUGUCCCCGGAUUUUAUCAGCGAGGGCUCCAGUUACAGAUCGAUAUCACCGGACAGGGACAGCGUGGUGGACGACGACGACCCGGACGUGGAUGUGGAGUCCAACCGGGGACAAGAGGAGGAGGAGCCGAUCCACAUCUCGCCGGGAGGGGACCACCGUGACUCCCCUGUGCCCGACCGGGUCUCCUCGGGUGCCGAGGAGAGCCAGGAGCAGCCUGAUGCCUCCAGCCCCGGAGCAGCAGCAGCAGCAGCAGCAUCAGCAUCAGCAUCAGCAUCAGCAUCAUCUCCGGAGGACUCCGCGCACACUGGGUCAUCAGAUGAGGACAGACAGAUGCGUAAUGGUUCUCCUCUUCAUGAAGUGUACGCGCAUGAAAAGGAAAACGAGCCCGCGUUGUUCGGGCCCAAGCACUCGAGCAGCCCCCGCAGACCCAACGGUGCUCAUCACGUAAUCGAAAUACAGAACCAACGCACCGCAGCAUCCCACCAGGAGCAGAAGGACAGACAAGCCGAUGGAGCUUUGCGCAUCAACAUCAGCGUGCGCGAGAGAGAUCUGGAGAACAUGGCGAAAGAGGAAUUGCAGAAGCAGCUCGCGGAGCAAGUGGAGCUGAGGAAAAAGUUGGAGAGAGAAUUUCAGCAUUUGAAAGAUAAUUUUCAGGAUCAAAUGAAGCGUGAGCUGUCCUACAGAGAGGAAAUGGUCCAGCAGCUGCAGAUUGUUCGAGACACUUUGUGCAGCGAGUUGGACCAAGAGAGAAAGGCUCGUUAUGCAAUACAGCAGAAGCUGAAAGAAGCUCACGACGCCCUUCACCAUUUCUCCUGCAAGAUGCUCACGCCUCGUCAGUGUUCCGGAGCCUGCACCUUCAAACCCCCGCUGCUGCCUCCCUAG